Molecule: messenger RNA, 300 nt
Organism: Coprinopsis cinerea okayama7#130
Lineage: Eukaryota; Fungi; Basidiomycota; Agaricomycetes; Agaricales; Psathyrellaceae
Exons: 1
Coding region: 1-300 (99 amino acids)
Source: RefSeq, a predicted model, not a curated record
AUGGGGGUACGAUGGGGUACUCUCAUCGUACACUCGUUGUACGAUGGCGUCGUACACUGGUACGAUCGGGUGUACGAUGGUGUCGUACACUGGUACGAUCGGGUGUACGAUGGUGUCGUACACUGGUACGAUCGGGUGUACGAUGGUGUCGUACAAGAGUACGAUCGGGUGUACGAUGGUGUCGUACAAGAGUACGAUGUCGUCGUACAAGUGUACGAUGGUGUCGUACAUACAAAAGGUAAAGUGUACGAUGGUACGAUGCCAUCGUACACUUUGGUUUCUAAAUUCGUUUUGGGAUAG